Penicillium brevicompactum is the source of this 723-nucleotide messenger RNA. RefSeq lists its product as uncharacterized. Gene Ontology annotation, cellular component: nucleus. The record is from RefSeq and is a predicted model, not a curated record. The transcript is spliced from 3 exons. The coding region runs from base 1 to 723 and encodes 240 amino acids. Gene Ontology annotation, molecular function: DNA-binding transcription factor activity; transcription cis-regulatory region binding. Gene Ontology annotation, biological process: positive regulation of transcription by RNA polymerase II. Lineage: Eukaryota; Fungi; Ascomycota; Eurotiomycetes; Eurotiales; Aspergillaceae.
AUGCAGUUUGACUCUUGCGAUGCAGCUAGACACUUCGAAUUGAUAGUUCCCCAGCGAGCAGCAGACUGUCCAGCUCUUCUAUACGCCAUCUUUUCCACAUCUGCAAGGCAUCUAAGUCGACAUCAACCCGACCAUGCCCAGUCAUACGCAUCCUCUUUUGAACUGGUUGACGCCGCAUUGGAAUAUCAAAACCUUUGUAUCUCAUAUCUGAUCUCCCUCUCUGGAGAUUCCACCGAAGUGCAGGAUGAAAACCUAUUGGCUGCAACCGUGAUACUUCGUUUCUAUGAAGAGAUUGACAUGCUCACGUUGCCAGCUCCAUUAGCCAGCAAGCUCAAGCUGCAACGGCAGUAUACGAUAGCGGAUGCCUUCUGGAUCGGGUGUCGCCAGGAGUUUCAUACCGCGUUCAGCAAUCAAAGGAGCUUCCGAUUUGACCUUCGCUGCUGCGAAGACUCCAUAUACAGAACGCUGGAUCCUGCAAAUGAUGAUACAUGGGCCAAUAGAGUCAUAUUGCGCUGUGCUGACGCAUUGAUGUAUUGCUAUGGCGAAGAGACGCAGAGUCAGAAGAGGUUUGAAGAGUUGUGGGAGUACAAUGAGGAAUGGCAUGCACGCAAGCCUUCCUCGUUCAGCCCCAUGUACUACCAGCCUUCUGAUCGACGCAGUGGAGCCAUAUUUCCAGAGAUUUGGUAUUUGGAUGACCGUAAAGGUGAUUUGACCUUUUCUUGA